This is a messenger RNA of Penicillium subrubescens, 2142 nucleotides long. RefSeq lists its product as uncharacterized. Gene Ontology annotation, biological process: oligosaccharide catabolic process; Mo-molybdopterin cofactor biosynthetic process. Gene Ontology annotation, molecular function: alpha-amylase activity. Bases 1 to 2142 code for a protein of 713 amino acids. The record is from RefSeq and is a predicted model, not a curated record. Lineage: Eukaryota; Fungi; Ascomycota; Eurotiomycetes; Eurotiales; Aspergillaceae. The transcript is spliced from 4 exons.
AUGUCGCCGUCUGCGAACCCCAAUCACCGCGCUUGGUGGAAAGAGUGCUCGGUUUAUCAGAUCUGGCCGGCCUCAUACAAGGAUUCGAACGAUGAUGGUAUCGGUGAUAUCCCUGGAAUUAUUUCCCAGCUUGAUUACAUCAAGAACAUCGGGGUAGAUAUUGUCUGGUUAUGCCCCUCAUACAAGUCCCCGCAGGUCGAUAUGGGAUAUGACAUCGCCGAUUACUAUAGCAUCGCAGACGAGUAUGGCACGGUCGCAGAUGUCGAGAAGUUGAUUCAGGGAUGCCACCAGCGUGGAAUGAAGCUUCUCAUGGAUCUGGUGGUGAAUCACACGAGCGACCAGCAUGAGUGGUUCAAGCAAUCACGGAGCUCGAAGGACAAUGAGUACCGGAAAUGGUAUAUCUGGAAGCCUGCAAAGUAUGAUGAGCAGGGUAACCGGCAUCCUCCCAAUAACUGGGUUUCUCAUUUCCAAGGGAGUGCUUGGAAAUAUGACGAACUGACGGAUGAGUAUUAUCUUCACCUGUACGCCACCGAGCAGCCCGAUCUUAACUGGGAGCACCCUCCAGUCCGCAAGGCAGUCCACGAUAUCAUCCGCUUUUGGCUCGACAAGGGCUGUGAUGGAUUCCGGAUGGACGUGAUCAACUUCAUCAGUAAAGAUCAGGGCUUCCCUGAUAUACCUGUGAAGGAUCCGCGAACCCCAUGGCAAUGGGGAGACAGAUACUACGCCAACGGGCCUCGCUUGCACGAAUACUUGCAAGAGAUUGGCAAGAUCCUCAAAGAAUAUGAUGCUUUCAGCGUCGGUGAGAUGCCUUUCGUCAAGGACGAGAAAGAAGUGCUUCGAGCUGUUCAAUUCGACCGCAAUGAGAUCAACAUGAUCUUCAACUUUGAGCAUGUUGACAUUGACCACGGAGAGUUCGAUAAAUUCGAGCCUGGCAGUUGGAAGUUGACCGAUCUGAAGGACUUCUUCCAGCGAUGGCAAACCUUCAUGUAUGAGAACGACGGUUGGAAUGCUCUUUAUUGGGAGAACCAUGAUCAGCCACGAUCGAUUGAUCGCUACACCAACGCCGAUGAGGGGCACCGCGUUAUUGCAGCUAAGAUGCUGGCAAUUGCCUUGGCCUUGCAGUCCGGUACACCAUUUAUAUACCAAGGACAAGAGCUUGGAAUGCGGAAUGUUCCUGCAUCAUGGGGUAUCGAAGAGUACAAGGACAUUGACUGUCUGAACCAUUGGAACAGAUUGAUCAAAAACAAGCACUUCGACACCAAGGCCCAACAAACCGCCCUCCAGGAGUACCGCAAAAAGUCCCGCGACAACGCACGCACUCCCGUUCAAUGGUCCGAUGCUCCUAACGGCGGUUUCACCGGUCCCAACGUCAGACCCUGGAUGUCCGUCAACGACGACUAUGUCCGAGUCAAUGCUGCAGCGGCAGUGAAAGACCCGAACUCUAUCUACCACUUCUGGGCCUCUGUGCUCAACUUGCGCAAGAAGCACCUGGACCUUUUUGUCUAUGGUGAUUGGAAGAUCGUGGACGCCCCAAGCCAGGAGGUAUUUGCGUAUACUCGCCAGUACGAAGACCAGAAGGCUCUGAUUCUGUGCAACUGGACGGAUAAAAAUGUGACCUGGGAUGCGUUGAGUAAUGGAAUUUGUGCGGUCAAGAGUGUGCUAUUGAAUAAUUACGAACGAUCGGCUGAGGCAUCGAAGCGCUUUAGUGGGGGAAAUAUGCCCUCCGACCUUACGAGGCGUUUGUGCUGCUUGUGUAAAGGAGCAAACACCCUCUUCCUCGGUACAACACGGGAUACCUUCGAAGGCCGCUCCGUCUCGCAGUUAAGCUACACCACAUACCCACCGCUCGUGCUGAAGACGUUAACGGCGAUCGCGGAGGACGCUGUCAAGAAACACCAGCUCAAGGGUGUGAGUAUUGCGCACAGACUGGGCGUUGUGCCUAUUGGGGAGGCUUCUAUUGCGAUUGCGGUUAGUUCGGGACAUCGGGCUGCGUCUUGGAGGGCAGGAGAGGAGAUUUUGGAGGCUUGUAAGGAGAGGGCGGAGAUUUGGAAGAGGGAGGAGUUUGUUGAUGGGGGGAUGGAGUGGAGGGCUAAUGCGGAUCGGGAUGCGGAGGGGAAUUUGGUUAAGAAGGAUGGUUCUUGA